AUGAAGAAGACGGUUAAGAUUCUCCUUAUUCUGGUCACAUUAUUCCUGAAAGUGCACUGUUCGAAUGAAGACCAGGAUAGUGAGGAUGAAGCCUCCGACGUACUGAAUCAGACCAACGACUCCAAUUCGUCGGAUCCCAAUCAAAAUUCUGGAGGUAAGUUCGUUUUCUCGAAGCUAAACAAAAACUAGGUACUUUUUUUUUUCUACCCCCACAUGAUGUUUACCACGAUUCCAAGUAAAAAAUAUUACAUUUUACCUCCUCCCACAAACCUAAACUUCACUCUUUUUUUUAUGCAAACUCUUGCGGCGACAAAAUGCAAAAUCUCGGUGGUGGUCCUCUUCGGCCGAUUCUAUCCCAUCCAACAGCACCCACGACCACAUCCUUCCUGAAUAAGACAAGCAUUUUGUGCGUGAAUUCACGCAAAUCAACAAAAUUCAGCUGUGUCAGUGCUUCCGCAUCUCAAAGCUCAGCUGUUGUAAAGUAUAGACAUGAAAGAUGCGUUUUUGGAGAGACAAAACUGGGGAAAUUACCUUUGUUGUCGUUUUCGACUCAACCCGGAAACAAUUUCUGUACUACUCUGCUUUGUUGCCACUCUUUUCGAAGCUCAAAAAUAGCCACGUCAGAACAAAGGGAACUUGUUCGGCACCUAUUGUAAACGUGCAACUUCCACUUCUUUUUCGCUCCGCACUCUUUUUUUUUCUCAUUCAUUGAUCCGAAUCCACAUGUCGAACGAAACGACAACAUUUAUUCACUAAAAAACAGAUGUGUUUCGAUAUGACCAUCAAAUAUUGUGCGAGUUUAAUGUCCCUUGAGUAGUUUCUCAGUUUCCGACAAUGAAAUGGAGAGCAAGAGUAAAAGGGCGAGAAGGGAGGGCUAUAGGGCAUUUGAGAGCCCGAAAACGAGGCGUCUCAGCCCUCUUUCUCACCAUAAUUUUGGUGUUUUUAUAGACUGCCUGGGGAUUUGAGCCGACGAGAGCUCGAGAAUUUAUUAGAAAAUUUCCAGCUUCCUGUAGUUCUGAACAAUUUGAUCACUAAAAGCUCAAGCUCAAACUCUUUCUCUCUCCCUCUCUUUUUCCCCGACUUUUAAUAUUGAAAUUAAAGACACAUUGUGUGAAAAGUGUGAAUUUAAAUGAAAGCACUAGGAAAUGGGUAAAUACGACUCAUCAAAAAGGCAUGAAGAUGAUGGUGCGGGAAAAAGGAAAAAAGAGAAAAAGGAAUUGAAAACCGGACAAAUAAAAAAAAGUUGCAGAGCAAGGCGAUACCAUGGGAGAGGACGAGGAUCGGCUGGUCAUAGAUCUCUUCCGCGAGUAUAACUUCUUGAUUAGGCCGGUUAGGAAUGUGAGCAGUCCGCCGGUCGUCGUGGACUUUGGUGUCGCCAUGAUCCUGCUCAUCAAUGUGGACGAGAAGAAUCAGAUCCUGCAAACAAAUGUUUGGCUGACAAUGAAAUGGAAUGACUUCCAACUGGCUUGGAAUCCAGCUGAAUAUGGUUGGGUUUGCCACCAACACUUUGGUAAAUAAUUGAGUUUUUAUAGGAAACAUCUCAAAUCUUCAUGUGCCGUCCGACCGAGUCUGGCUUCCUGAUAUUGUCCUUUUCAACAAGUGAGUCACUUUCCCCGUUUCCUACAUUUCUAACCGAUCCUGUGAGAGUUGAAAGGCAAGAUUCGCCAAAUCCACUUUGUAUGAAUGCUGAAUGUGCGUAGUAAUCGUAAAUCAAAUCGCUUUAUCUUGUUUCCGCAGUUUUGAGCCAACAAGUGAUGAUGAGCCACCUUCCAAAUAUAUCAAAUUUGUCACUUUCCUGCUUUGGAUGCUUUGGAUUGGAGACAUUGCGACUAGUCAGGGUGGCCUUGAAAAUGUUUCUUCGGGGAAAUGUCUGUUUUUCGGGUCCUGAACACUCUUUCUUUUCAAACUUUGUUAGCUUUUGGUGGCCGUCUAUUUUCUUCCACAAAUUAUACAAUCAUGCGAGCUAACGCAGCGAAUCUCAAAAAGAUGAGAAGACAAAGUUGCGACGCAAUUAAGCCCGUGCUGAAUUGAUGUGCACACACGCGACUCCUUUGUUGAAUGGUCCUUUUGGGGGAUGAGUUGCAAUUGGUUGGACGCAAACUUAGUGAAGGAAAGAAGAAAGAAAGAAAGCUUCUCAUCUGGUUAGAAUUAUGGUUUAUUAUUGUUCCAUUUUGACUGCCGUUCGCUCAUCUUCAAAAUAUCUAUUUUCAACGAAGAAAACAGGUUCUCACACAUGAAAAAUAACUUGUUUUGGCCAAUAGAUACUCCAAACUGCGCAGUGAUGAAAAAUGAUCUGAAGUCAGUUUUUGGAGGAGGGAACCUUUUGAGAAGCCGACCGACAGCAUCACUUUCCGCAACCUCUUAGACAUAUACACAUGAAAACGUAAAAUAAGAUUAUCUCGACUGGCUGGAACAUAAUUAAAUAGCCGUUUGACAAGAGCUUGAAAUAUUGCACUUGGCGAGUUGCCCUGCUCGGACAUUAAAACACAAAACUCGAUUAGCAUACAAAUGAUCGCGUUGACUCUUGCAGCGCCGACGGCAACUAUGAAGUCUCCUUCAAGUCCAACGUUUUCGUUGACCAUCACGGCGAUGUGACAUGGGUACCGCCAGCAAUGUUCAAAAGCAGUUGUCGGAUUGACGUCGAAUGGUGCGUUAAAGGCUCAAAAAGGGAUGAUGGAAAUAGAACUUCAUUAUGAUUCCUUUCGCAUUCUAAAUUCUAAUUACCACCUACUCAAAAGUCAUUUCCUCAUCUCAUUUUUCAGGUUCCCAUUUGAUGAGCAGUGUUGCACUUUGGUCUUCGGUUCUUGGACGUACAAUUCUGAAGAAGUCCGACUGCAUUGGUACAAUAAUAUCCAAGCGGUACAGCUGCAUGACUAUUCCUAUUCGGGAAUAUGGGAUGUUAUUGGUAACUUAUAACAGGAAGAAAGAAAAAUAGAAUGUGAUUGCAGAUGUGCCUGGGCAAUUGGUGCACAAACCCGACACCAAGGAGAACAAAAUGGUGUUCAAUGUGGUUAUCAGACGGAAAACUCUUUUCUACACCGUCAUUCUUAUCAUCCCGACUGUCCUCAUGGCCUUCCUCUCUGUCAUGGCUUUCUAUCUUCCCGUAGAUUCUGGAGAAAAAGUCUCACUAACAAUUUCACUUUUGCUCGCUCUUGUCGUUUUCCUGCUGCUGGUCUCCAAAGUAUGAUCCUCUCGUUGCACACACAAAUUUCAAGUGUCCAUCCAUUUUCAGAUACUGCCACCCACUUCAAACAUUCCACUAAUGGGCAAAUAUCUCCUACUUGCGUUUGUUCUGAACAUUGUUGCUGUAGUGGUAAGAUACUGGGACUUUGAAAAAGUUUGAAAUAUGAUUUUAGGGAACUGUUGUCAUAGUGAACGUCUACUUCCGCAGUGCGCUCUCGCACAAAAUGCCAACAUGGGUCCGAAAAGUAUUCUUGGAAUUUCUGCCCCAUUUGUUGGUCAUGAAAAGGCCCGAGAGAAUACCAAUUUUUAAUGGAUACUUUGUCGAAGAAUACUGUGCUUCUGAAAUUUUUGAUGCCAGUGAGUUUCAAGUCCCGUUCACCUGAUGUUUGGAUGAAAAGUGUUCAUCUAGGUCUUGUAAUGCCGUCUAUGACAGCCACAAUGCUUCCGUUCUUGCAAGUGACAUCUGCAAUUAAUGCUGAGAGUUCAACUAGCUCUGGACGAUCGUCGGAACACCAUGAGAACUGUUCCAAGUGGAAGAAACGGUUAUCGAUAAGAAUGUCGAAAAGGAGAGCUCCAAGAGUUAGUGCUCCAGUCUUUGAAACUAUUGAGCAUAAGAUUUCAGGCUCGUUUGGAUGAAGAUGGUGAAGAUAUUAUUGACGAUUCGAACGGGAAUCAUGUGGAUUCACUACACGAAAAGAUCAGCAAAGAGAUGAAAACGACAGUAGAAGCGAUUGCCUACAUCGCAGAACACAUGAAGAGAGAAAUGAGUCUGAAAAAGGUGAGAGUUGCUAUUUUAAUAGUUAGAAUACGUGAAUUGUAGAUGAGAGACGAUUGGAAGUACGUCGCGAUGGUUCUGGACAGGUUGAUUUUACUGAUAUUCUUCGGAGUAACACUGGGCGGAACUUUAGGAAUCAUUUGCUCAGGUAUCAUUUUGAUCUAAUUGCAACUUUAAAAACUUUUUAUUUUCAGCACCACAUGUAUUUGAUUUCAUCGACCAAGAAUCGGUGAUCAAAAAGUUGAACGCAAAAUAUCUACCGUCGGACAUGUACGCCUGAGCCCGUCUUCAAAUAACCUAUAGGCAAUACAAUGUACAUCAGAACAUUUGUUCCGAUUUACCACCAUUGGGUAGAAGUUUCAUCCCGUCUGGUUAAUUUUACUGGUUUCACGAUCGAAUUUCAUUUCAUUUCUCACCAUUUGCUCUUUCGUUCCCCCCUAAUAAACUUUCCCAGUUUGUUCGAGUGCAAAUUGAAAAAUCUUCGUGAAGGAAGGAGGGAUCCACUUCACAAUCACUUUGUCUGCGGACGACACCUGAAAGAAGAAGAUGUGUUUACUCAUCAACGGAUUGAGCAGCCCGGGUCCCAUUGAGCCCUCUCCAGUCUGUUUUGUUCCCAGGGUGGUGCUUCAAUUUUGUCAGUUAGAGCGCGAGAGGCUAAUGAAAUGUAAACAGCAUUGUUGCUGAGAUCCUUCUAACUCAUAUCAUUUAUUCAUUUAGCAAAGAAAUGCAUAUUAUUUCCUUCAUUGCUGUUUUGUUAAUCCCAGGUUGGCAUCUAAUUGAAUGGUGUGUCAGUUCUUGCUGCCAUUUUUCCAUAAUUUUCAGCUCUGGACGGAUAUCCUAAUUCAGCUGAAGAACGCCUUCUUUCUUACAUAUUUGACGGAUAUAAUUCGCUAAUUAGACCCGUUCUGAACGCAUCUUCACCGCCAAUUGAGGUAAUUUUCGCAAAUUUGCAAGAUUUUGUGCCGGGGCAAACAUGUAUAAAUUUUUAAAAGUUUUUGGACCCAGUUAGAUACUGUUUCGACCCCGGGGUGGCAUGUUGCAAGUCUGCAUUUUCGUGAGCUUCUUGCAAAAAUUAUAGCUUUUGCAGGUAUUUUUCAGUCUUGCAUUUGUCCUCCUCAUCAAUGUGGAUGAGAAGAACCAAAUUAUGCAAACUAAUGUUUGGCCGACGAUGAAAUGGAAUGAUUACCAAAUGCAAUGGGACCCGACCGAGUUCGAUGGAAUCAAAACGAUCCGAGUACCUCCGGAUAAGGUUUGGCUACCUGAUAUUGUUCUUUUCAAUAAGUAAGUGAUGAUUCUUACGCACUAUGGCAGCAAAAUCGAAAAUUUCAGUGCCGAUGGCAACUACCUCGUUUCGUUCUACUCGAACGUUGUGGUUGAGCACACGGGAGAUAUGCUCUGGGUGCCUCCAGCAGUUUAUAAAAGCAGCUGUUUGAUUGAUGUCGAGUUUUUUCCUUUUGAUGGCAAGUGCUACAAAAAAACUUCUCCCACCCCAUUAUCUCGUGUAACAUCAGUCGUUUUCCAGAACAAGUUUGUUCGCUCACUUUUGGUUCUUGGACUUUUCGCAAGGACGAGUUGCAGCUCUCUUAUCUCUCCGGCAAACGUCACGUCAGUUUGUUGAGGAAGUGAACAGAAAGUGAAUUUGUGUGCGGGGAUUUCAGGUCGAAUUGAAUGACUUUUUACCUUCUGGAGUUUGGGAUUUGAUGGAUGCGCCCGGCCUAUUGAUCGAUGAAAGAUCCAAAAUUUCGUAUCAAAUCAGAAUUAGACGGUUUAGAAAGAUUGUAAAAACAGAAAAGAACAGACUGUUACAGAAAAGCCUUGUUCUACACGGUUAUCCUCAUUAUGCCAACAGUUCUUAUGGCCUUUUUAUCCAUGAUGGUGUUUUACUUGCCAGCAGAAUCUAGUGAAAAAAUAACGCUUGCUAUCAGUAUUCUUUUGGCUUUAGUAGUGUUUCUUCUUGUUGUAUCAAAAGUAAGGGACACCAUUUUCUAAAGAUUUUUGUAUAAAUUAGUUCAGAUACUACCUCCUACAAGUUCCACAAUUCCGUUAAUGGCAAAGUAUCUCUUAAUGACUUUUAUCAUGAAUAUGAUAACUAUCAUGGUAAAACUCAAAAAAAAGUAAACGUAGAUAUUAGUGAAUUCUUUUUUAGGUCAGUGUGAUUAUCAUCAACGUCUACUUUCGUGGUCCCGCUACCCAUAUCAUGCCAACUUGGGUCAAAACAGUUUUUCUCAAGGUACAUAAUCCGUUUCGUAUCCAUUUCAUUUUCAACAGACACUUCAGUUUCUGCCCAUCCUUUUUGUGAUGCGACGGCCCGAAAGUACGGAAAAGGAGCUGGAGAGAAUGAAACGGGAGAAACGUGAGAGAAGGAGCAUGAAGUUUGCACUCAAGACGUUCUUCAAGAAGAACGAUGCCAGAGUGGUAAGCACCUUUUUUGUGACGUCAUUCAUUUGUCUCAAAUUCCUGUUCUUGUUUUUCAGUUCCAAAACCAGUCAAAACAAACAGUUUUGAAAAAAGAAGUGAGUGAUUUUAGCAUACUUUUCAGCGUUCUUAAAAUGUCUCUUUUAGGGGUCAAGUUCCGAAGAAAGGUUGUCUGCGGAUGCCAAGAAAGCGAUCGAAGCGAUCGAGUAUAUCACGACGCAUCUAACACACGACAACACCUUUAAACGGGUCAGUCGAAAGGGGGACUAAAGAACGACGCGUGUCAGAAACAAUUACUGUUUCGCGUGUUGUGUUGUUCACCGAACUCUUGACUUCAUUUCAGCAGCGCGAAGAAUGGAAGUUUGUUUCCGUGGUGAUUGAUCGAUUACUUCUUUAUCUUUUCUUUGGCGGUAAGUUGCUUUGAAAGUGUUUUGUUUUGAAAUCAAUGGGAAAGUUACAGUAACCACUGGUGGAACUAUGGGAAUACUAUUAUCGGCGCCAAAUGUUUUUGAACAGGUCAACCAAACUUCGAUUAUUGAGCGAUUGAAGCAACAAGCCGCGGAAGAGAUGCUCCAUUCAUGA
Messenger RNA from Caenorhabditis sp. 36 PRJEB53466, 6955 nucleotides. Lineage: Eukaryota; Metazoa; Nematoda; Chromadorea; Rhabditida; Rhabditidae. The record is from the annotation of a GenBank genome assembly.